This is a messenger RNA of Pyrenophora tritici-repentis Pt-1C-BFP, 1785 nucleotides long. The record is from RefSeq and is a predicted model, not a curated record. NCBI's taxonomy places the organism in Eukaryota, Fungi, Ascomycota, Dothideomycetes, Pleosporales, Pleosporaceae.
AUGGUGCGAACUAUGUUUGUGAACCCAUUCAAGACUCACCACAUAGACGAAUUCCCAGACGUCCAUGUCCCUCUCGACGACACCACCCAUCGCAGCUCCCUUGCCACCCACCCACGCGCCUCACUCACCACAUCCGAGAAAGCGACCAAAGAAGAUGAGGCCGGCGGUGCUGCCCUCGGACGACCGGAAAGUAAUGCAUCUAGUGGUGUUGUUAACCAUGGCAUGAGUGUUGCAGCACUCAAAGCAGAGAUUGACGCUGAUGUUGCGGCGUCGGAUACUGAUACCCCCUAUGAUCGUACUUUUUACGUGGCAGAGUGUAUGAUGGGACUUACAAGAAUACAGGGUGUUGCUCUUACACUGCCGCAAUUGAGCGCUGAGUUUGGUGUCAGCGAGACUGAAGUACGAUACACGACUCUAUCGCUCUUCCUGGGCCUUUGCAUUGGCGCCUCCUUUUGGGGUACCGCAUCAGACAUCAUUGGUCGUCGUCUGGCGUUCAACUUUACGCUCUUCCUCGCUGGUGUCUUUGGACUUGCGUCUGGAGGCGGACCCAACUGGAUUGGAACAUGUGCUCUUUACGCAUGCAUUGGUCUUGGUGUCGGCGGCAAUCUUCCCGUUGACGGAGCAUUGUUCUUAGAGUUUCUCCCGCAGACUUCAGGAAAUCUCCUCACUCUGCUGUCAGUAUUCUGGCCCGUUGUGGCAUGGGCAUUUAUCCCCAACUUCUCCUGCCCCACCUCCACGCCCGCAGGCCAAUGCAGCAAAGCCGACAACAUGGGCUGGCGGUACCUCAUCCUGACCCUCGGCGCAAUAACCUUUUCCAUGUUCAUUGCCCGCUUCUUCCUCUUCCACCUCUACGAAUCCCCCAAAUUCCUCCUCUCGCGCGGCCGCCAAGCCGAAGCCGUCGCAACCGUCUAUGGCAUCGCGCACUACAACCGCACCCACACCUGGCUCACUGAAGACAUCCUUAACCAAAUUGGCGGUAACCCAGACGUCACCUCGGAAGACGUCAUCAAACUCAGCGCCAUCGAAAUCAUCAAACGCUCACUCAGUCGCUUCUCGAUGAAGCGCUUCAAGGCCCUUUUCUUGGACAAGAAGAUCGGUCUUACCACCGCACUCCUUUGGUUCCAAUGGUCGACUAUCGGUAUGGCGUAUCCGCUCUUCAACGCCUUUCUCCCCCAGUACCUUGGCUCUGCUGCGGAAAUUGAUACAAGCACUGUGUACCGCAACUACGCCAUCAGCGCCAUUGUAGGCGUCCCUGGUUCCCUAAUCGCCUGCUACACCGUCGACCUCAAGUACAUCGGCCGCAAGGGUACCAUGGCUAUUGCAACAGUCAUCACCGGCGUCUUCGUCUUCCUCUUCACCAUCUCCGCCGAUUCAGACUUCCAGCUCGCGUUCACGUGUCUAGAAGCCUUUUUCCAGAAUAUCAUGUACGGUGUGCUGUAUGCGUAUACGCCAGAGGUCUUCCCAGCGCCGAUAAGAGGUACGGGUACGGGUAUGAGCAGUUUCUUGAAUAGGGUGGCGGGGCUUUGUGCGCCGAUUGUGGCGAUUCAGGCGGGUGGGAGUAACCCGAAGGCGCCGAUUUAUGCGUCGGGUGGGCUGUUUAUUGCCGCGUUUUUUAGUAUGUUGGUUUUGCCGAUUGAGACGAGGGGUAUGCAGACGUUGUAAGCAAGGGGUCAGGGGAGACGGCUGGACCGUGGAUGGGGGUAGGAUUUAUGGUGUUAGUUUAUGCUAGAAGUGUUAUACCCAGGUUAGUGUAGUUGGAUAUUACCGUUAUAGGUAUAUUGCUGU